Messenger RNA from Manihot esculenta (cassava), 950 nucleotides. Its product is annotated as probable peroxygenase 4. Bases 49 to 747 code for a protein of 232 amino acids. Gene Ontology annotation, molecular function: monooxygenase activity; calcium ion binding. The record is from RefSeq and is a predicted model, not a curated record. Lineage: Eukaryota; Viridiplantae; Streptophyta; Magnoliopsida; Malpighiales; Euphorbiaceae. The transcript is spliced from 7 exons.
AAACUAUCCUGAGAACAAGGAAAGGAAACAAUUAUCAGAAUAAAAAACAUGCGUAAAAGCACAAUACUCUCUCUUAGCUUCUUCUGCCUUCUUUUCCUUUCUUCAUCUCUUCUGAGUUCGAAUUCAAUGGAUUCCACAUAUUCCAUAAUAAGCGACAAGCAAGAAAAGGGAAAAUUUAAACCAGAUGAAGACUACCCUGUGCAGAGGCAUGGUUUCUUCUUUGACAGGAAUCAGGACGGCGCAGUUUAUCCCUGGGAGACCUAUCAAGGUUUACGUGCACUUGGGGCUGGCGUGCUGCUUUCUGCUGCGAGUACCAUUUUCAUCAAUAUAGGUUCCAGUCAGAGAACUCGCCCUGGAAAGUUUCCUUCUCUACUAUUCCCUCUUGAGUUGCGGAACGUCGCUCUCGCCAAACAUGGGAGCGAUACCGAAGUCUAUGACGAGAAAGGAAGAUUUAAUGAGGAGAAAUUCGAAAAUAUUUUCCGCGACUAUGCACGUACACAUUCAGAUGCAUUGACAGCAAGUGAACUGAGGGAAAUGCGAAGGGGGCACAAAAAACCUAAAGACUACUUUGGAUGGGUUUCAUCCUGGAUAGAAUGGACAUUAACGCACCAUCUUUUCAAGGACGAACAUGGUUUGCUGAAGAAAGAUACAGUAAAAGGAAUUUACUAUGGAACUGCUUUUGAAGAAAAGGAGAAGGAGUUGAAGGAGAAGCGAAAAACAUCGGCUAAAAAGAAAGCAUCUAUUUAGAAAAUGGCAUAAUCGGAGGAAUAAUACUGUUCGGAUUAGCAGCAGCUGGAUGGUCGUUUUCAGAAUGUUAACGAAUUUGACAAUUGUUGUUGUUGUUGUUUUUUUUUUUUAACUUUCUGUUGUAAUAAUUUAUAAGUUGAGUAAAACUAUUGUGUUUUCCAUUUAUGAUAAAUGAAUAUGAAUAAAACAUAUCUUCUCGUUUA